Molecule: messenger RNA, 784 nt
Organism: Clarias gariepinus (North African catfish)
Lineage: Eukaryota; Metazoa; Chordata; Actinopteri; Siluriformes; Clariidae
Source: the annotation of a RefSeq genome assembly
AUGGCCCACCAAGCACAUGCAUAUCAUAUGGUUGAUCCAAGCCCAUGGCCCCUAACCGGCGCAGUAGCUGCUCUCCUAAUAACAUCAGGUUUAGCUAUCUGAUUCCACUUCCACUCAACCAUCCUUAUAACACUAGGAUUAGCACUAAUACUACUAACCAUAUAUCAAUGAUGACGAGACAUUGUGCGAGAAAGCACCUUUCAAGGACAUCACACACCGCCCGUUCAAAAAGGCCUACGAUAUGGAAUAAUCCUAUUUAUUACCUCAGAAGUAUUCUUUUUCAUUGGUUUCUUUUGAGCUUUCUAUCAUUCUAGCCUAGCACCCACCCCAGAAUUAGGAGGCUGCUGACCACCAACUGGCAUUACACCACUAGAUCCAUUCGAAGUGCCCCUACUAAAUACCGCCGUACUCCUAGCAUCUGGUGUUACAGUUACAUGAUCACACCACAGCAUCAUAGAAGGUGAACGCAAACAAGCAAUUCAAUCACUAGCGCUUACAAUCCUCCUAGGAUUCUACUUCACCGCCCUCCAAGCCAUAGAAUACUACGAAGCCCCUUUCACAAUCGCCGACGGAGUAUAUGGCUCAACCUUCUUCGUAGCAACAGGAUUCCACGGACUACAUGUCAUUAUUGGAUCGACCUUCCUAACCAUCUGCUUACUCCGACAAAUUCAAUAUCAUUUCACAUCAGAACACCACUUCGGAUUCGAAGCAGCUGCAUGAUACUGACACUUCGUAGAUGUUGUAUGAUUAUUCCUAUACGUCUCUAUUUACUGAUGAGGCUCAU